AUGGCAAGGCGACAUUUUUCUCCAGGGCACAAUGAUACUGGUGCGUGUACUGUCCAUAACAAUCCGAUACGUGUAUCAUACGGUGUUGCGGCAAUGCUUUGGGGGAGAGAGUGUGCCGAAAGCGCGUCAGAUGUCUUACAAACCAGAGGAGGUUUGCCUGCGGUGGUCUGUAGCGUUUGCUCCGCAAGGGCUGGGAGGGUGGGUGAAGGAGUUUCGAGUUGCCGCAAAAGAGGACGAAGAUUUGUCAGGUUUGAACAAUAUGCAGCAGUACGAGAAUCAACGGGACUACGCUGUAAGCCGAGUGUUAGCCAUGGCUGGAUUAGUGCUGUGACUGGAAAGUUGCGUACUGACGGGUGA
Messenger RNA from Chondrus crispus (carragheen), 357 nucleotides. RefSeq lists its product as hypothetical. NCBI's taxonomy places the organism in Eukaryota, Rhodophyta, Florideophyceae, Gigartinales, Gigartinaceae. The record is from RefSeq and is a predicted model, not a curated record. The transcript has a single exon. The coding region runs from base 1 to 357 and encodes 118 amino acids.